UAUGGUAAAGGAGUAUGCAGAGUUUCUUGCACAAACUGACAGCACGGAAAUCUCUCACACACGAAAGAAAUACUGUGAUUAUUACAUAAGGCGUAUGUUCCAGCUUUACCUUGAGCAUAAUAUUAAAGCUUCACUUUUUGAAAAUAUGUCAAAACUGGUGCCCCAUUUACGUAUGACUGCCACCUUGCUUAAAAUGGAACUCUGCACUUCUGACAUACAACAGAAAAAAAACAAUCUCUAUAACCUACAAUUGAUUGCAAAUACAUUCAAUGUUCUAUAUCUAUAUCAAGAAGCUCUAUCAAUUUUUCAGUCAAUUGACAGAGAAAUAAACAUAAAUUUUGAAGGUCAAAGAAUUGAAAAAGCAGACAUUCACAACGCAAUCGGUUGUGUACUAAGAAACAUGGGUAAGUACAAAGAGGCCCUUGGCUAUCAUAAAAAAUCCCUGGAGGUAAGGGCAGAGGUCUGAGGUCUCAAACACCCUGAUACUGCUACUUCAUACAACAAUAUUGGUAUUGUACUGAAAAACAUGGGUGAGUACAAAGAGGCACUUGACUAUCACAAAAAAUGCCUGGAGGUAAGGGAAGAGUCCAUAGAUCCUAAACAUCCUGAAACAGCUAAAUCAAACUACAAUAUUGGUGAAAUACUACAAGACAUGGGUGAGUACAAAGAGGCACUUGACUAUCUUAAAAAGUGCCUGCAGAUAGAGAAAGAGUUCCUAGGUCUAAAACACCCUGAUGUUGCUACCUCAUACAACAAUAUUGGAAAUGUACUGAGAAACAUGGGUAGGUACAAAGAGGCACUGGACUAUCAUAGCAAAUGUCUAGAAGUUAGGAAAGAGGUCCUAGGUCUCAAACAUCCUCAUACUGCUGACUCAUAUGACAAUAUUGGUUGUGUACUGAAAGCCAUGGGUAAGUACAAAGAGGCACUUGAUUGUCAUAAAAAAUGUCUGGAGGUAAAGGAAGAGGUCCUAGGUCCCAAACACCCUAACAUAGCUGAUUCAUACAACAAUACUGGCUACAUACUGCAAGUCAUGGGUAAGUUUAAAGAGGCACUUGACUAUCAUAAAAAAUGCCUGGAGAUAAGGGAAGAGUUUCUAGGUUCCAAACACCCUGGCACAGCUGAGUCAUACAACAAUAUUGGUGGAGUACUACAAGAAAUGGGUAUGUACAAAGAAGCACUUGUCUAUCAUGAAAAAUGCCUAGCAGUAAGGAAAGAGGUCCUAGGUCCCAAACACCCUGAUACUGCUGCCUCAUACAACAAUAUUGGUAUGCUACUAAAAGACAUGGGUAAGUACGAGGAAGCACUUGCCUAUUGUAAAAAAUGUCUAAAAGUAAGGGAAGAGGUCCUAGGUCCCAAACACCCUGAUACUGCUGCCUCAUACAAAAAUGUUGGUAUGCGACUAAAAGACAUGGGUAAGUACGAAGAAGCGCUUGACUAUUGUAAAAAAUGUCUAGAAGUAAGGGAAGAGGUCUUAGGUCUCAAACACCCUGAUACUGCUGCCUCAUACAACAAUAUUGGUAUGUUACUAAAAGACAUGGGUAAGUAGGAAGAAGCACUUGCCUAUUGUAAAAAAUGUCUAGAAGUAAGGGAAGAGGUCCUAGGUCCCAAACACCCUGAUACUGCUGCCUCAUACAACAAUAUUGGUAAUGUACUACAAUGCA
This is a messenger RNA of Lingula anatina, 1661 nucleotides long. Its product is annotated as nephrocystin-3-like. The record is from RefSeq and is a predicted model, not a curated record. Lineage: Eukaryota; Metazoa; Brachiopoda; Lingulata; Lingulida; Lingulidae.